AUGCCAUUUCUACCUAACCUUGCCCCCGAGCUGAUCCAGCAUAUCAGCAACGAGGUAAGUUUUCCCAACCAAAGCACCUUCUCUGCUCACCCGAUUCCAGCUGGGGAAGAAGACCUCCUCACUCUCCGACUCGUCUCCAAGCAUCUAAACACCAUCAUAGAACCGCAAGCUCUCCGCUCACUCGCGCUGUACAUCUUACGAGAUCACCUCGACGCUGGACAAUCCCUGCUCACAACGCUAUCAUCCCAGAGCCACCACAAAGCGACAUGGGCCACCAAGAACCUACGCAUCGCGGCGCUUUGUCCGAUGGCUUAUUGUACUAGUGGACCGCCGUGUUGUAGGUGGGUUGAGGAGAGGAGUGUGUGGACUGUUGUGCGUGAGACGGAGGAUGAUGAUCCCGGGAAGGCGAAGGUUGUUGGAGAGGAGAUGAAGAGGUUGAUUGAGGGUGCUGUUGGUUCGUUGAGGAGGUUGAGGUCUUUUUGGUGUGUUCGUUACCCUCUGCGACGAAUGCCAGGUUUAUUGAAGGGUUUUUGCAGGUGGUCGAUCUGUCCUAACGAUCCACAGUUCACCCAUUCAGCAGUGAUGAACGGUAUAAAAACUCUACCCAACUUGGAAUCCAUUCAAAUAGAUCUAUGCGUCUCCACCACCGCUCUCCAACUCGAUUCUCUAAAAAAACUUGACGAAGAUCGUCAUAACGGGGUACUGCGUCGAUUUCCUCAGGACCAUUGUCGAUCCGUUGACCAUAGCCAUUUCGAGGUCACCCCGCUUGGCUUCGUUGGAGUUUGGUACUGGGUAUAUGAACGUAGACCUGUUUGA
This is a messenger RNA of Laccaria bicolor S238N-H82, 816 nucleotides long. RefSeq lists its product as uncharacterized. The record is from RefSeq and is a predicted model, not a curated record. The transcript has a single exon. NCBI's taxonomy places the organism in Eukaryota, Fungi, Basidiomycota, Agaricomycetes, Agaricales, Hydnangiaceae. Bases 1 to 816 code for a protein of 271 amino acids.